This is a messenger RNA of Tigriopus californicus, 1372 nucleotides long. RefSeq lists its product as uncharacterized. Bases 83 to 1372 code for a protein of 429 amino acids. The record is from RefSeq and is a predicted model, not a curated record. The transcript is spliced from 5 exons. Lineage: Eukaryota; Metazoa; Arthropoda; Copepoda; Harpacticoida; Harpacticidae.
AACUAAUUGGACAUUUCAGGUUCAAAUAUAAUUGAAACGAGUUUCAUAAAUCGUAACAUGACCAACUAACAGUGCUUCAAAGAUGCUGACCAAGCCAGGGGCAGCUUUCUCGUUUCAACGUAGCAAGAUCGUCGUGAAGCGGAAGGGCAACGUAUUAACGUCUGAAAAUGCCCGCAAUGCUGAAAAGGCCCGCUCCAUUGCGGCUGAAAUGGCAGCUUUGCUCUCACGAGACGACUUCACUUUCGUGAACAAUCUGAACUCGCGAAAUGACGAGACUUGCAUCAUUUGCAUCGGAUCCACAGGUACUGGGAAGAGCGCAACCAUAGCCAAAUGCACUGGACAGGAUGUUCCUUGUGGAAGUGGAUCCGCGCGAGUGACGGUCCAGUGUGCCACCUAUUCAUCGGGACGAGUGGUCCCAGGUCAGGAGCCAGAUCCAGUUUGGGUGGACACAGUUGGAUGGGAUGACGCGGAUUUGGAUGAUGAACGCACCUUCAAAGAGAUACUGAACUUCAUUGGACAAAAACACCUUUUGAGAAGCCGAAACAUAUGGAAGAAUGUAAUCCUGAUUUGCAAGCAGUCCAGAAACUUGAAAGACGACAGCCAAGGCGCCUUGUCUGCGGUCAAGGAAUUCAAUCAGGAGGUUCAGAUCCCAGUACUUGGUUACACAUUUUUGGGUGAUGGGUCUUUAACCCCAAUGCAAAGAAGCAGGCUUCAAGAUAAAAGCCAAAGAGAGGACUUUUUGGUAAAAACAGAUGAUGAAGUGAAGGAAAUGGUCUUGAAGACCAUUGACAAAUUGGGGGACCCCAUUCAAGUGGUGUUCAAGAAUCAAUUGUGUUUGGAUUGUGGUCAGCGAGGUGAUGCCCGAUUGAUGACGGAAUUUUGUCACAUGGAGAAAUCUCAAGUGCAUAUUGGAAGCAUUAUUCAGUUCCAUCCUGGUCAGGUGGAGAGAUUCCACCCAAGCAGUGUCAUCAUUCGAGAACACCCAGGUGGUUUGUACAAGCCUUGGUUCUCUUGUGAUUUCUUUUUGUGCAAAUGUGGGGGUGAGCGUUAUUCUUGCUGUGGGUCCCUGGGUGGCCAACCUGGUUGUCAACAGGUUAGAACCUGUUGCAAGAAACUCGUAUCAGAUUUCCAGGGUGACGAAGAUGGGUGUGAAGAAAGGUACAGUUGUUGCAAAAUCAACGUUACGAGCCCGGUGAGUGGAUGCCGAUCCAAAUUUGAUUGUUGUGAUCAGAACGUCAAGAGUGCUGGAUGUGUGGAACGAUGCAAGAAAUGUGAUCAACCGUGGGGUUCGGAUCCAGGGAGUUGCUUUGAAAAAGAUCACAACAUUGUCACCGUGGAAACACUUAAGCGAUCGGGAAAAAAUCAAGGCUAG